Molecule: messenger RNA, 5422 nt
Organism: Vigna radiata var. radiata (mung bean)
Lineage: Eukaryota; Viridiplantae; Streptophyta; Magnoliopsida; Fabales; Fabaceae
Exons: 18
Coding region: 43-5256 (1737 amino acids)
Biological process (GO): lipid oxidation
Molecular function (GO): protein binding; metal ion binding; oxidoreductase activity, acting on single donors with incorporation of molecular oxygen, incorporation of two atoms of oxygen
Source: RefSeq, a predicted model, not a curated record
UCUCCGACCUAAGUGUGUGUCGUGUUUGAGAAUCUAGGAAAAAUGUUUGGGAUAUUGAACAGGGGUCACAAGAUAAAGGGGACUGUGGUGUUGAUGACGAAGAAUGUGUUUGACUUCAAUGAAUUUGUGUCGAGUACGAGGGGUGGAAUAGCUGGUGCUGCCGGAGGUCUCUUUGGUGCUGCCACUGACAUUGUUGGAGGAAUAGUUGAUGGUGCCACUGCCAUCUUCAGCCGCAACAUUGCCAUUCAGCUCAUCAGUGCAACCAAAACUGAUGGGCUUGGAAAUGGAAAGGUUGGAAAACAAACCUUUUUGGAGAAGCAUCUUCCUUCGUUACCAAACUUGGGAGAUAGACAAGAUGCAUUCAAUGUUUAUUUUGAAUGGGAUGAGAGUUUUGGAAUUCCAGGAGCAUUUUACAUCAAAAACUUUAUGCAAUCUGAGUUUUUUCUUGUCAGUCUCACUCUUGAAGACAUUCCAAAUCAUGGAACCAUUCGCUUUGUUUGCAACUCAUGGGUUUAUAACGCUAAAUCUUACCAAAAGGAUCGCAUUUUCUUUGUUAACAAGACAUAUCUUCCAAAUGAAACUCCAACUUCACUGGUAAAGUACAGAAAAGAUGAACUGGACAAUCUUAGAGGAGAUGGAAAAGGGGAGCGCAAGGAAUAUGACAGAAUCUAUGACUAUGAUGUUUACAAUGAUUUGGGCAACCCAGACAAUAACAAGAGUCUAGCUCGUCCUGUUCUUGGAGGGUCUAGUGAUUUUCCAUACCCUCGCAGGGGAAGAACUGGUAGAAAAUCAACAAGAACAGACCGUAACAGUGAGGUACCAACCAGUGACACCUACAUUCCAAGAGAUGAAAACUUUGGUCAUUUGAAGUCGUCAGACUUUCUUACAUAUGCAAUAAAGUCCUUAACUCAAAACGUGCUACCUACAUUUCAAAAAGCAUUCGGUUUCAACAAUGAGUUUGAUACAUUUGAAGACGUGCGUGGACUCUUUGAAGGUGGAGUUUACCUCCCUACAGAUGUAAUCAGCAAAAUUAGCCCCAUACCAGUGCUGAAGGAAAUCUUCCGCACUGAUGGUGAGCAAGUUCUCAAGUUUCCACCACCUCAUGUCAUCAGAGUUAGUAAGUCUGCAUGGAUGACUGAUGAAGAAUUUGGAAGAGAGAUGUUGGCUGGUGUAAAUCCUUGCCUAAUUCAAUGCCUUCAAGAGUUCCCUCCAAAAAGCAAGUUAGAUGUUACAAGCUAUGGUGAUCAAACUAGUACAAUAACUAAAGAACACUUGGAGAUCAACCUUGGUGGACUCACUGUGGAACAGGCACUGAAGGGUAACAGAUUGUUCUUAUUAGAUCAUCAUGAUGCAUUCAUACCAUAUUUAGAAAGGAUCAAUGACCUUCCCACUGCAAAGUGUUAUGCCACAAGAACUAUACUUUUCUUGAAAGAUGACAACACAUUGAAGCCACUGGCCAUUGAAUUAAGUUUGCCAAAUCCUGGGGGAAAUGGUGCCAAUAGUAGAGUCAUCUUGCCUGCAGAACAAGGUGCCGAAAGCACAAUUUGGCUACUUGCAAAGGCUUAUGUUGUUGUAAAUGACGCCUGCUACCAUCAACUCAUGAGCCAUUGGUUGAAUACUCAUGCCGUGAUGGAGCCGUUUGUGAUAGCAACAAACAGACAAUUGAGUGUGCUCCACCCUAUUUAUAAACUCUUAUUGCCUCAUUAUCGUGACACUAUGAAUAUCAAUGCCCUUGCACGACAAUCGCUCAUCAACGCAGGUGGCGUUAUUGAGCGAUCGUUUUUGCCUGGCAAAUUUGCUGUAGAGAUGUCUUCAGCAGUUUACAAGAACUGGGUUUUCACUGAUCAAGCCCUUCCAGCAGAUCUUAUCAAGAGAGGAAUGGCAGUUGAGGAUCCAUCCUCUCCCUAUGGCCUCCGGCUUGUGGUUGAGGACUACCCUUAUGCUGUUGAUGGACUAGAAAUAUGGGAUACUAUUCAAACUUGGGUUAAAGACUAUGUCUCCCUGUAUUAUCCCACAAAUGAUGCAGUUAAGAAAGACACUGAACUCCAAGCUUGGUGGAAGGAAGCUGUUGAGAAAGGUCAUGGUGACUUGAAAGAUAAGCCAUGGUGGCCAAAGUUGAACACUCCUCAAGAUUUGAUUCACACUUGCUCCAUUAUUAUAUGGAUUGCUUCAGCUCUUCAUGCAGCUGUGAAUUUUGGACAAUAUCCUUACGGAGGAUUCAUCCUAAACCGGCCUACUAUAACCAGAAGAUUGCUGCCUGAUCCAGGAACCAAAGAAUAUGAUGAGCUGACCAAAAAUUAUCAAAAGGCUUACUUGAGAACAGUUACAGGGAAGGUUGAGGCCCUUGUGGAUCUUUCAGUGAUAGAGAUAUUAUCAAGACAUGCUUCUGAUGAGGUGUACCUUGGACAGAGGGACAAUCCAAAUUGGACUGAUGACAAAAAAGCACUUCAAGCUUUUGAAAAGUUUGGAGAAAAGCUGAAGGUAAUUGAAGAUAAAAUCAUGGAGAGGAACAAAGAUUCAAGUCUUAGAAACCGUAAUGGACCAGUUCAGAUGCCUUACACUUUGCUUGUUCCUAGCUGUGAAGAUGAAGGUCUCACUUUCAGAGGAAUUCCCAACAGUAUCUCUAUCGGUAGAAAGCAGAAAGAAGGCAGAAAGAUGGUGUUUGGAAUCUUAGGAGGAAAUAGUGAUGAGAUAAAGGGGACAGUGGUGUUGAUGAGCAAGAAUGUGUUGGACUUCAAUGAGAUAGUUUCUACUGCUAAUGGUGGAGUUGGUGGUAUUGUUGGUGGCAUCUUUGGAACUGCAACCAAAGUAGUUGGAGGAAUAGCUGAUACUGCCACCUCCAUCUUCAGCCGCAACAUUGCCAUACAGUUGAUCAGUGCCACCAAGACCGAUGGGCUUGGAAAUGGAAAGGUUGGAAAGCUAACUUAUUUGAAUAAUCAUCUUCCUACCUUACCAACCUUGGGAGAUAGACAAAAUGCAUUCAGUGUUAACUUUGAAUGGGAUGAGAGUUUUGGAAUUCCAGGAGCAUUUUACAUAAAAAAUUAUUUGCAAUCUGGUGAGUUUUUUCUAGUGAGUCUCACUCUUGAAGAUAUUCCAAAUCAUGGAACCAUUCACUUUGUUUGCAACUCAUGGGUCUACAACUCAAAAGAGUACAAAAAGGACCGUCUUUUCUUUGUCAACAAGACUUAUGUUCCAAGUGAAACUCCAACUCCACUAGUUAAGUACAGAAAAGAAGAAUUGGAAAACCUAAGAGGGGAUGGAACCGGGCAGCGUAAGGAAUCUGAUAGGAUAUAUGAUUAUGAUGUGUAUAAUGAUUUGGGCAACCCAGACAAGAGUGCAGAUCUUGCUCGUCCUGUUCUUGGAGGUUCCAGUGCCUAUCCAUACCCUCGCAGAGGAAGAACUGGCAGAAAACCAACAAAAAGAGACCCUAAGAGUGAGUCUCCGGCCAGCGACACUUACAUUCCAAGAGAUGAAAACUUUGGUCAUUUGAAGUCAUCAGACUUUCUUACGUAUGGGAUAAAGUCCUUGGCUCAGAAUGUCUUACCUCAAUUUCAAUCUGCAUUUGGUUUGAAUGCGGAGUUUGAUAAGUUUGAUGAUGUUCGUGGACUCUUUGAAGGUGGACUUUCUCUUCCUACAGAUGUGAUCAGCAAAAUUAGCCCCAUACCAGUGAUAAAGGAAAUUUUCCGCACUGAUGGUGAACAAGUCCUCAAGUUUCCACCACCCCAUGUCAUCAGAGUUAGUAAGUCUGCAUGGAUGACUGAUGAUGAAUUUGGAAGAGAGAUGCUUGCUGGUGUUAAUCCUGGCCUAAUUCAACGCCUUCAAGAGUUCCCUCCAAAAAGCAAGCUAGAUGCUUCUGUGUAUGGUGAUCAAACUAGCACAAUCACCAAAGAACAUUUGGAGAACAACCUUGGUGGACUCACCGUGGAUGAGGCUUUGAAUGUUGACCGAUUGUUCAUAUUAGAUCACCAUGAUGCAUUUUUGCCAUAUCUGAGGAAGAUCAAUGACCUACCCACUGCAAAGUCUUAUGCCACAAGGACAAUUCUUUUCUUGAAAGAUGAUGGCACAUUGAAGCCUUUGGCUAUUGAAUUAAGUCUACCACAUCCUAGGGGAGAUGAGUUUGGUGCUGUUAGCAGAGUUAUCCUACCUGCAGACGAAGGCGCUGAAAGCACAAUUUGGCUACUGGCUAAGGCUUAUGUUGUUGUAAAUGACUCUUGCUAUCACCAACUCAUGAGCCACUGGUUAAAUACUCAUGCCACAAUUGAGCCAUUUGUCAUAGCAACAAAUAGGCAUCUCAGUGUGCUCCACCCUAUUCAUAAACUCUUGCUGCCUCACUAUCGUGACACCAUGAAUAUCAAUGCACUUGCACGACAAUCACUCAUCAAUGCAGGUGGUAUUAUUGAGCAAUCAUUUUUGCCCGGGCCAUUCGCUGUGGAGAUGUCUUCAGCAGUUUACAAAAGUUGGGUUUUCACUGAUCAGGCUCUUCCUGCUGAUCUUCUUAAGAGAGGAAUGGCAAUUGAGGAUCCAUCUUCUCCCCAUGGCCUUCGUCUUGUGAUAGAUGACUACCCUUAUGCUGUUGAUGGACUAGAGAUAUGGAGUGCUAUCCAGUCAUGGGUUAAAGACUAUGUUUCAAUUUACUAUGCCACAGAUGAUGCAAUUAAGAAAGACACAGAACUCCAAACAUGGUGGAAGGAAGCUGUUGAGAAGGGUCACGGUGAUUUGAAAGAUAAGCCAUGGUGGCCUAAGUUGAACACUAUUCAAGAUCUGAUUAACAUUUCCAGCAUUAUCAUAUGGAUUGCUUCAGCUCUCCAUGCAGCUGUUAAUUUUGGACAGUACCCUUAUGGAGGGUACAUCCUAAACCGUCCAACUUUAACCAGAAGAUUGCUCCCAGAGCCAGGAACCAAAGAAUAUGAUGAGCUGAGCAGCAAUUAUCAAAAGGCUUAUCUGAGAACAAUUACAGGAAAAUAUGAGGCCCUUGUGGACCUUUCAGUGAUAGAGAUAUUAUCAAGACAUGCUUCUGAUGAGGUGUACCUUGGACAGAGGGACAAUCCAAAUUGGACUGAUGACACAAAGGCUCUUCAAGCUUUCCAAAAGUUUGGAAACAAGCUGAAGGAGAUUGAGAGUAAAAUCUCAGCAAGGAACAACAAUUCAAGUCUUAGAAACCGUGUUGGACCGGUUCAGGUGCCUUACACUGUGCUUCUUCCAACCAGUGAAGAAGGUCUUACUUUCAGAGGAAUUCCCAACAGCAUCUCUAUUUAAGGAGUGUUCGUGUGUGGUUUAAUUUCUGUUUAAUGCCAAAUAAUUAUGCUUCCUUGUCUCUGCAUAAAUGUGUUGUCUAUGCUUAUGUUAUGUGGUUUUCCAUUGAAUAAAAGUGGUAUAAUUUUGUGUUAACUAUUGGGUUCCUAUAUCAUAACUUGUAGAUACC